AUGGCCAACACCUGCAAGUGCAAGAUUGGCCCUUCAUUGCUGGCAGCAGACCUCUCCUGCCUCAAAGAAGAGGCUCUUAAGGUGUUAUCUGCUGGCGCCGACUACCUUCACCUGGACGUAAUGGACGGACACUUUGUGCCAAACAUCUCUUGGGGACCCCCCGUAAUUAAAUGUCUGCGCUCUCAUACCAAGGCUUUUUUUGAUUGUCACAUGAUGGUUUCUAAGCCCGAGCAGUGGGUCUCCGAUAUUGCAGCAGCUGGUGGCGAUCAAUUCACCUUCCACCUGGAGACAACGCGAGACCCACUUUCUCUCAUAAAUCAAAUUCGCCAGGCUCAAAUGAAGGUAGGUCUGGCGAUUAAACCAGGCACUAGUGCUGAGGCUGCCUUUCCGUAUCUGGAUCUUGUGGACAUGGUGCUCAUUAUGACCGUCGAGCCUGGAUUUGGCGGUCAGAGCUUCAUGGCUGACAUGAUGCACAAGGUUAUGAUCAUCCGUGCAAAGCACAAAACAAUGGACAUCGAGGUGGAUGGCGGAUUGGGUCCAUCAACAAUUGAUGCAGCAGCUAAAGCUGGUGCCAAUAUGAUUGUCGCUGGCAGUUCCGUUUUUAAGGCGGCGGAUCCAAAGGCUGUCAUUUUGCGGUUGCGACACAGCGUGGAGACGUUCGGCAAUGGCAAGGGUGAGGAAGAAUUAACGAAACCAUAUCCAAAUACAAUUUGCUCUUGA
Messenger RNA from Plasmopara halstedii, 720 nucleotides. RefSeq names its product ribulose-phosphate 3-epimerase. Bases 1 to 720 code for a protein of 239 amino acids. The record is from RefSeq and is a predicted model, not a curated record. The transcript is spliced from 2 exons. Gene Ontology annotation, biological process: pentose-phosphate shunt, non-oxidative branch; carbohydrate metabolic process; pentose-phosphate shunt. Gene Ontology annotation, cellular component: cytosol. Gene Ontology annotation, molecular function: metal ion binding; D-ribulose-phosphate 3-epimerase activity. Lineage: Eukaryota; Oomycota; Peronosporomycetes; Peronosporales; Peronosporaceae.